AUGCCAAUCCGCCGCUCUGGGCGCCGUUCGGGUGCACAAAAGAGCUAUGCAAAUGAUCCAUUCAAGGCUAUUGGGCUGGAGGAUUCUGGAGACGAGGAAAACACCGAGCGCUCAGUCGGUCCUUCAGUAAAAGAAAAAGGAAAAGCGAAGAAGCGCAAGCGAGAAUCAGAUGAUGAAUUCGACGAGGAUGCGGUCAUAGAGUCAAACGAAGAUGAAGACGAGCCAAGUGAAAACGAGGCCUCUCAAAGUGAUGAGCCCGGUCAGGAGGAGGAGGAGGAAGAGGAGGAGCCCGCACAGUCUGUAAUCGUCAACCGCCCAUCUGUAGCUAGUAGCAACCGUACCGGUCGCUAUCGAGAGCGAAAGUUUGACGGUUCACUUCGAUUUCUUCCGCAGGAAACCCAUAGUCGUGGGGUGUAUAAUCCCUCGGAACAUGUGAGCAAGUCAAUGCACAUCAAACUAUCCUUUGGCUCGGACGACCGCGACCUACUCGCUGUGGUUAAUGCCAGAUCGCGUUUCACAACGGGAAUAGACUCUAUAUUUCCUACUCGAGCAUCACUGGACAAGGGACCAACUGCCACCGAUUACGGUCCAGGCAACACCCAUGGGGUCUAUGCAGCAGACCUAGAGCGUGAAGCUACAGCCGGAUGGGACUGGUAUUACGACAAGUAUGGAUCCAGUUUCAGAAAAAGGCAACGUCUUGAUAAUAUCAGUCAGAGACAAGCUCAGGAGAAAUUCCUGGUCAAGCCAAAGAAAAACAGCCUCAAGGUCAUAUACGGACCUGGCGAUGGUCCAACAAGUGCACAACUGCCGCACCACGAAUCUAUCAAUUUUGGAAAUGCUUGGAAGAAUCGAGAUGAAACCCAUAAGAUUGGCAAAAAGGAUGCAACCAAAAAGAAAGGAAGAAAGAAGACGACUGGGGAAGCACCUGACGAUGAAUUGGCAGGAAACGAGUCUUCUAUAGAAGAAACCCGACGGAAAAAUCGCUAUGGGUGGUUUUUAAACGUUUCUGGCAAGAUACAAGCAAUGUCAUGGGCGCCGAAUCAAAGCCGCAUGACACAAUACUUGGCGGUUUCAGUUCCUAUCAACUCGGACCAGGAACACCAAUACAAUCCACCUGGUCCACCAACAGUCUCACCAGCGUUCUCUCCUUCGCCACCCUAUCCUGGUGCCAUACAGAUUUGGUCUUUUGAAGCUGAGAAGCGUGAAGACUAUAUAACAAAGACACUAGACGUUGCGCAGAGGCCGAAAUUGAGAUUAGUGCUCUGCAUGGAGUUUGGUCAUAUAAGAAAACUCAACUGGUGCUCAAUACCGCGCAAGAAGCGCGAGGAAGACGAAAAGGAUAACACCCGAUCUCUAGGGUUACUGUCCUGUGUGUUCUCAGAUGGCCGUAUUAGAAUUUUGGAUGUUAAGGUGAACAAAAAAUCCGAAACUACAGAAUAUCUCUACGUGCACUCUGCAGCGUUUACCGCGAUACCGUCCCCAACCGUGUCUACUUGCAUGGCAUGGCUAUCUCCAACUGACAUAGUUGUUGGCUGCGCCAAUGGGUCGGUUUCUGUGUACAAUAUUUUGACGUGUGACACCUCUCGACCAGACAAAGCACCGAUUCCUUAUAUCAAUUUCCCGGUGCAUAUGACCUAUAUCAACAACAUACAGACAGGCUACCCUCAGCAUCCACAGCUCAUUUCGACGGUAUCAAUGGAUGGAAACACUCGUCUUACUUCUCUAGGUGACCCCUCCAAGGACGUGGUUGAUACUCAGAGACAGCGAAUGGGCACCACACACAUCUCGUAUAAUCCCUUUUUACAAGCAUUCAUUUCCAGUGACGAAAACGACUUUGUGCGCGGUUUAUCUGUACGGCGAUUCUACACGUCUACGUCUAUCGGCAGACUUCCAAGCACCGUAUCUGCCAUUGCAAAUGGUAGCCGCUGGCACCCUUCCACGAUUGUGGGAUCUACUGAAGGCUCUGUUUUUAUCCUUAACGCGCUCCGCAGGUUCAUGCAUUCAAAAGAGCCGCAUUUCCAUGCACGAUGGUUUCUGCACGAGUGGGCCAGGGGUAAGGAUGACCAAACACCGGACACGGUGCGAUUUACAGAUGAGGUGGAAGUGGAAGGCCUGAACUUGACGCGGGCAACACGGGGGGAUGGCAGGGUUGUGAACGGGGUAAUGGGUAUCACCGUGUACGACGAACCUCAGCAUGUGCUUGCUCUAGAAUGGAACCCCAACCAAGACUGUGCCGGGUGGGUGGCAGCCGGUAUGGGGUCUGGACUGAUCCGAGUGGAGGAUUUGGCCAUGUUUCAUUAG
Talaromyces rugulosus is the source of this 2301-nucleotide messenger RNA. RefSeq lists its product as uncharacterized. Lineage: Eukaryota; Fungi; Ascomycota; Eurotiomycetes; Eurotiales; Trichocomaceae. Gene Ontology annotation, biological process: transcription by RNA polymerase III. Gene Ontology annotation, molecular function: protein binding. Gene Ontology annotation, cellular component: transcription factor TFIIIC complex. The transcript is spliced from 2 exons. The record is from RefSeq and is a predicted model, not a curated record. The coding region runs from base 1 to 2301 and encodes 766 amino acids.